Molecule: messenger RNA, 697 nt
Organism: Hibiscus syriacus
Lineage: Eukaryota; Viridiplantae; Streptophyta; Magnoliopsida; Malvales; Malvaceae
Exons: 3
Coding region: 48-503 (151 amino acids)
Source: RefSeq, a predicted model, not a curated record
CGAAUCUAAUUCUAAGCCUAAUUUCUCACUUUCCUCUCACUACAAACAUGCAAAGACAAUCCUUAGGCUCUCCUACAUCCAAGCUCUACAUCCAUGGAGGAGAAGAGAUUACCGGUGCUGAUGAUCACAAACGCCGAAUAAUCAUCGACGGCGAGGAUCGCAAAGACAGUAAACCUCGCCGAUUGUCGUUUUCGCAAUCUUCGCCGUCGUUGCCGUCGCCUCCUAAGUCUGAGAAGCUCAUUCAUCUCAUUCCUGUUCUCACUCUCCUUUGCAUCCUCAUUCUUUACCUUAAUUCUCACAGUCCUUCUCAAUCUGAUUUGGAAGCUUUUAACGGAUUCAAGCAUUCCCCAAAGCAUUUAGAUUCACGCGAAAUCGGCUCUUUAGGCCGAUUUAUGGAGAUUCAGAAAGGCGAUGUUUUGGCUAUUCGAAGCCAAAGGAAUUUGCAAGAACUUGAUAAGUACGUUUGGAAGCAUCGUCCUCACCGGAAAAUCGCCGAUUUCUAGGCGGCGGCCUCGAGUUUUUCAUCGAUCGGUUUCUCUCUCGCUCGCUCUCUCUAUCUAACGAUUCUUGUGUUCGUUCAUGCUCUAGCUGACUUUAAGCCAGCACGUGCAGGUCAUACUUGCACGUGAGAGGCAUUUUUUAGUUGAACGUGUAAAUUGAAAAUUUGUUGGCUAGUGAAGCAAAUAUCUUAGCUGCC